AUGAGGCUGCAUUCCUCUUUUAGUGACCGCCAUGACUCGCACAAACAGCAGCAGCAUGGCCGCUAUGGCCACCACGGUGGCAGGGCGUCGCCGUCGCUUGCCGCGUUGGAUGCCGAUCCAGUCGCCGACCGCCAGCGUGACCGCAAAGCACGGCGCCGACAAGAGCGGCAAUAUAAGAAGCAGCUGCGCAUUACGCAGCACGAACAGUGGGCGCAGGAACGUCAGCAAGCACGACAACAGGCUCGGGAUAGCAGGGCGGCUGAGCAGCUUCAGCGCCAGCGGAAACGCCAGCGGGCGGAGCGGGCCGUUGCAUCAGAAGCCAAGAAAAACGGCAAGCGUCAUAAGGAUGAGAAAGCAUUAAAGGAUAAGAGCGAGAAGUGUGUGCGAGCGACGGGUAACGGCUGCACGGAGAAGACACGUACCGCCGGCCCUAAGGCGGAUGCAGCCAUGUCCGGCACAGGUGCUGCCGCUGCUGGGACUGCGGCCCCUCCCGCCUCCUCGCUGGCGGAUCCGACGCCGGUUCCUGCUGAGGUGGCGGAGAAAAUGCGGCGCCUUGUGAACAAGCUGACAGCAGCGAACGUCAUCGACCUCACGAAGGACUUGAGCGACUACAUGGCGGCACCGGGUGUGUCUCGAGUGAGUGUGGUGAAGGGGCUUGCUCAGCAGAUAGAGCGCCUCUGCCGCCUGGAGGCGGGCCCGCUCAGCACGACUGGCACGCUGCCGUUCGCGGGGUUACUGCGAGGGUUGCAACUGCUGCACGGGAACCAGGUCGGCUCCGAGCUGAUUGAACGCGUUAGCUUUUCUCUGCACGCGCAACUCGCCGCCGCGGAGGAGGCGGCGGCAGGCAACACGCUUAUGGUGCUCGCACAGCUCUAUCUCCUGUACGGUGUGGACGUGGUGUUUGUCAUGUCGCUGCUUCGAACACUGCUUCGUCAGGGGACGCGUCUCCUGGACCACGGCGGCGGUGAUGGCGCGACGGCGUCUGACGCCUCCUCUUCCUCCUCUACAACGCCGGCCUCCGCGGUAGCCGUGCAGGCUGUUUGCGCGUGCGCGUGUGGACUGGCAUUGAUGCGCGCCUGUGGUGAGAAGCUACUCAAGGAGAGCCCCACGGAGCUAGAGGCUUCCUUGCAAGAGGCGCGGCGCGCGUCUGCUAAGAUGCGCAACAUAACCGGCACGGCUCGAUUCGCAGCGCUGGUGGAGGUGAUGGGUGACAUUUCUGCUGGCCGCACCCGCAAGGCCCGCCGCGCGAUCACCGAGGAUGCUGCCCCGGUUGAGGCCAUGCUGGAGGACCUCUGCUCGCUACUGCCAGGCCAGGAAAAGGCCACCUCGACGCAGCGCCGCACGAUGAAGCGGCUAGUGCUGACUACGAACAUCAUGUCGGGGCUGACGUGGGCGCAGGUGACAUCGUCAGAGAAGCCACCGCGGUGGUACAUACCGGGCGUGAUGAUAACCAACGUUGCCAACGACAGGGAGGAUGGCGACGAGUCUGCUGCGGCGACCGGUGACAAGCACUCUGGCACUGCACCGGGGAGCAAGGAGAACGGGCGCAGCCGUUACAUUCCGCCCUCGCACCCCUCAUCGACCGCGGAUGACGAGAGCGAGGAGCUGGAGGAGGUAGACGAGGCGGCGCUGAAGCGCGAGCGGAUUGCGCGCAUGCGGGAGGAGGAGAAGGCCUUGAGUGGCCAGCGCCUCAACACAGAGCACAAGCGCGAAAUCUUCAGGUGCAUCGCCACCGCCGCCGACGACCUGGAGUGCUUCACGAUGCUCGUGUACCGCGACCCCGGCUACACGCGCUUCCACGACGUGUGCGCGGUGCUGCUGCAGUGCGCCUACCAGGAGAGCAAGUACAACCCAUACUACGUGCAGGUGCUCAUGCGCUUCUGCAGUGCGAAGCCGGCGUGCGCGAAGACGCUUCAGUUUUCCAUUUGGGACCGCUUCAAGUCCAUUCGAAUCGAAAACACCGACGUUGUUGGCUACUUUAACUUUGCCUGCUGCAUCGCGGACCUGAUGCAGAACGGCGUCUACAACCUGAGCCUGCUUCGCGGCCUCGAUCUGGAGAACACGAACAAGACGAUCGGCCUCUUCACGCGCAUGCUGUUGCUGCGGUUGAUCUUUCAGCUGCCGGCGUCGCGACUGACUCAGCUCUUCUUCGGCGGAGACGGCAGUAGCGCGCACGACCCGCAGGUGGACACAAGUGCACUGCGCCGACUGCUGACGAAGUUCAUGUUGCUGUACUUCAUAGAUGAGAACGCCUCGAAGCGGUGGCUACCGAACUUUUACGAGGUCGUCGCGUCAGGCACCGACUUUGACGUCUCUGCUGCCGCCGGGCCGCAGGCGGCACCUGGCUUGCGCGACGCUGCGGCGUCAGCGGCUGAUGCAGGCAGCGGGACUGCAGAGGAGCGAGUACUUCGGCGCAAUGCUGAUCGACCGCCCUCGACGCUGUUGGACAACGCACCGGCGUCGUCCUCCACGGCGCUGUCGAGAUCUAAGUCGGCCGCCUCGGCUGAGGCGAUACUGGGGCAGUUCAUGAAGCGUGUCCAGGUGGUCUACAAGGCACUCCAGCAUGGCAUCUUGUGA
Molecule: messenger RNA, 2577 nt
Organism: Leishmania mexicana MHOM/GT/2001/U1103
Lineage: Eukaryota; Euglenozoa; Kinetoplastea; Trypanosomatida; Trypanosomatidae
Exons: 1
Coding region: 1-2577 (858 amino acids)
Biological process (GO): ribosomal small subunit biogenesis
Cellular component (GO): nucleolus
Molecular function (GO): protein binding; RNA binding
Source: RefSeq, a predicted model, not a curated record